AUGACAAUCUCAGCAACGAGUCCAAGCCCAUCGAUCGUGGCAUUUGGCGAGAUGCUCAUCGAUUUUGUGCCUGACAUGGCUGGAGUUUCCUUGGCUGAGUCUACUGCUUUCCUCAAAGCACCCGGCGGUGCUCCUGCCAAUGUUGCUUGUGCCAUUACUAAGCUUGGCGGCAACUCUGCCUUCAUUGGCAAGUUGGGAGAUGAUGAGUUUGGGCACAUGCUAGUAGAUAUCUUGAAGAAGAACGAGGUGAACACAGACGGUGUGUGUUUUGAUCCGGAUGCCAGAACUGCACUGGCAUUUGUGACUCUGAAGAAGAACGGGGAGAGGGAGUUCAUGUUUUAUAGAAAUCCUAGUGCGGACAUGCUUCUAAAAGAGUCCGAGCUAAACAUUGGUCUCAUCAAGCGGGCCAAGAUCUUCCAUUAUGGAUCCAUAAGCCUGAUAUCUGAGCCAUGCAGGUCGGCACACAUUGCAGCCAUGAAAGCUGCUAAGGAAGCCGGCAUAUUGCUUUCAUAUGAUCCAAACGUGCGGCUACCUCUGUGGCCUUCUGCUGAUGCUGCUAGAGAUGGAAUCAAGAGUAUCUGGGAUCAAGCUGAUUUCAUCAAGGUAAGCGAUGAAGAGGUUCAAUUCCUAACCGACGGAGAUCCCGGCAAAGAAGAUGUCGUUCUGAGGCUAUGGCACGAUAACCUCAAGCUGCUCGUCGUUACCGAUGGAGAGAAGGGAUGUAGAUACUUCACUAAGAGCUUCAAAGGAAAGGUGGCUGGGUUCUCGGUGAAUACUGUCGACACAACUGGUGCUGGGGAUGCUUUUGUUGGUGCUCUUUUGGUUUCCUGCAUGGCGAAUGAUUCUAUUAGCUGCAUCUUUCAUGAUGAAGGAAAACUGAGGGAGGCGUUGACAUUUGCAAAUGCUUGUGGAGCAAUUUGUACUACAAAGAAGGGAGCAAUUCCAGCUCUUCCAUCCACCUUCCAAGCUCAUGAGCUCAUUAACAAGUCUAAGGCCUAA
Molecule: messenger RNA, 999 nt
Organism: Juglans regia (Persian walnut)
Lineage: Eukaryota; Viridiplantae; Streptophyta; Magnoliopsida; Fagales; Juglandaceae
Product: probable fructokinase-5
Exons: 7
Coding region: 1-999 (332 amino acids)
Biological process (GO): fructose metabolic process
Cellular component (GO): cytosol
Molecular function (GO): fructokinase activity
Source: RefSeq, a predicted model, not a curated record